Molecule: messenger RNA, 2376 nt
Organism: Xiphophorus couchianus (Monterrey platyfish)
Lineage: Eukaryota; Metazoa; Chordata; Actinopteri; Cyprinodontiformes; Poeciliidae
Gene: igfbp6b
Product: insulin-like growth factor binding protein 6b
Exons: 5
Coding region: 312-917 (201 amino acids)
Biological process (GO): regulation of insulin-like growth factor receptor signaling pathway
Cellular component (GO): extracellular region
Molecular function (GO): fibronectin binding; insulin-like growth factor II binding; insulin-like growth factor I binding
Source: RefSeq, a predicted model, not a curated record
CCUGUAGAAGCUUGAGAGCUGAUGGGAACACAAGGCGGCAGGUGAUUUGUUCACUCCGUGCCAAACAUAAUCCGGACACCAGGCGGCUGGUGGCGAGGCAGAUUUCAUCCCCAUCGAGCCCGGCGUUUCAGCAGGAACAGGGGGACUCAGCCGGCAAAGCGCCAAGGGAAUCUACUGUUUUAGGAGCAGGAAACGGAUGCAGGAAAGCGGGGGGGAAAAAAAGACAAGAGUGAUAUACAUCCAGAAAUAGCAUCGGCCACAUUUAACUGACAGGGAGUGACAGUGUGCAGAACCUGAGACCUGAACAGAAGAUGCCUCUCCUUUCUAACUUAACGGCCGUUGUGUUGCUGCUGAUCGCCCACUGCGGAUCUUGGGCCGGUGGAAGCCGCUGGGGGCCCUUCAAGGUCUGUCCCUCUUGCAAGGACCCCCUGGGGGUGGGCCGGCCCCCGAGGGACCACGACGUCGCCGGCAGCACAACAGUUUUGGCCCAGGGGGAGCCGUGUGGCGUGUACACCCUGAGCUGUGCCAAGGGGCUCCGCUGCAUGCCCCCACCCAGAGAGCACAGCCCCCUGCAGGCUCUGUUGCAGGGACGAGGCGUUUGCGCCAAGCACAUCAGAACUAGUCCCACCGAGAGGCCCCACCCCACAGGUCCACAUCCCUCACACUUUGGUGACCUUGAAAAAGCACCCUGCCGCAAGCUGCUCAACAGCGUCCUGAGGGGUCUGGAGCUGACGAUCUUCCAGUCUGACCGCGACAUCUACAUUCCCAACUGUGACACCCGGGGCUUCUACAGGAAAAAGCAGUGCCGCUCCUCCAAGGGCAUGCAGCGUGGCCACUGCUGGUGUGUAGACGAGCUCGGCGCGCCCGUGCCUUCCCGUGCCAGAGAGGAUGGCACUUUACUAUGCGAUGGGGAGUGAGAGACACGUCUGCCCGACUGCUCUGAGCCUGGAGAAGGAGAAGGAGGAGGUGGUGGUGGUUGAUGGGUGGAGGAGCUGGAGCACAGGGAGGAGAGGGCGGGUGGCUUUAGCAUGUGCUAGACACUGCCUGGACAGGAGGUAACAGGGAUAAACCACUCCCUAUGGGGAAACUACACAUUCAUGCCCUCUCUUUCUCUUGUCUCUUGCAGCAAGAUACUCUCUUUUAUGGUCAAGCAACAGUAACAUCUGCCUGAAUGUCAAACAGCUGCAGCAGCGUCCUCUGCCUCGUCUCUGUGACAUGCUGCAUGCUCGUGUUAACGCUCCGUGAACUGCCUCAGCGAUGAUUUAAAAACAAAACAAACAAAAACACCCUCCGUGUUCCCUGACUGUUGUCCCGGCUUUUCUCCUCUUUUUCUUCCUUUUACACUUUUUAGGGAUAGCUGACACUGCCUGUGUUUGUUCUGAUCUCAGUGGGCUGAAAUACUGUUAGGUAGGUGAUGUGACACAAAAACGUCUGGAAAAUCAUUUUUAAAUUUAAAAAUGUGUCUCCCUCACCGUCCUCUCUCUCCCGCUCUCCAAAGAUACACUGAUAUCGCCAUAAAUGACAGAAAAAUAUAAUAAAAUCUUUUUUUAUUAUUAACUUAUUUUUGGGGAUGUAUUGACAUCAAUAACUGCUUGAAUCCUAUAGUAUCAAAUAUAUAUAGAUAUAGAAAUACAUGUCAAGUCAGAAAAAAUAUCUCUAAGAGUGCAUCGGUUCAUUCUGACUGCCUAUCAGUUGUUUCUUUGUACAUAUGUUUCAAUUUUGUGGUGAAGUGGCAGACAAAAAGCUUACAGCUGUUACUCUUUUUAAAAAAAGUUGUAAGGCAUAUUUUUCUACACGUCAGUAUAAUAUUUUAUAUAUAUAUAUAUAUAUAUAUGAAUUGUUGAUUUAUUUAAUGAAGCUAUAAUACAAUGCCAUGUAUUUUUAUAUUGUCAGCAGUUUCUUAUUUAAAUACAGAGAUUAUUUUAUUUCAUGUCGGGGUGAAGACGCCUUUUUGGGCCACAAUACAUUCAUUAGAGCUCCAUUAAACUGCUGUACAUGACAUGUAACGGUUCUAACUCAUGUUUAUCUCUUAAUUUUUUCCUUUUAGUUAUGUUUUUAAGGGGUUAAGAAUGACAAUGAUUAUUCUUUGUUUUAUUUCGGCAAGUCAAAACAUCAUUUUUUAUUUCAGUACGAGAAAAAAACAGAAAAAAUAUAAGAUUUGUUAGUGUUAUGGUAUGUCUCUGCUGCGUCCUUGCAAAAGUCCCCCAAAAUCUGUGUGCUACUAAAUGAAAUUAAUGCUGUUUCUGACUAAUCUUGUUGUGCCAGUGUGUGUGCUGUGGUGAUGGGUCUCUGCACAGAGGACCUGUAAAACGUUUGCAAAUACAAAAAUAAAACAUAACAGUAAAAAUGGAGAAGAAUAAACAUAUAUUAAUAGAA